Molecule: messenger RNA, 918 nt
Organism: Notothenia coriiceps (black rockcod)
Lineage: Eukaryota; Metazoa; Chordata; Actinopteri; Perciformes; Nototheniidae
Product: fibulin-7-like
Exons: 4
Coding region: 325-798 (157 amino acids)
Source: RefSeq, a predicted model, not a curated record
UUACUAUCUUUACCUCCUCCCUCCUCCUCCUCCUCCUCCUCACCCACGUCCUCCCCCCCGUCCUCUGUCCGUCCCUCUCACUGCACUCACUUCCUGGGCUCCACCCGCUGCACCUGUGACGUUGGAUUCACCAUUUCAGGCCGAGACAACAACAUCUGCACAGACAUCGACGAGUGCCUCCUGUUCCCCCUGGCUCAGCCCGGCCGGCUGUGUGUGCAUCAGUGUGUGAACACGCCCGGCAGCUUCCACUGCUUCUGCCCCGCCGGCUACGAACUGUCCAGAGACGCUCGCAGCUGCACAGACGUGGACGAGUGUGAGAACCGGAUGCACAACUGCUCAGCAGACCAGGUGUGUGUGAACACUUUCGGAGGUUUCCAGUGUGUGAAGGUGGAGUGUCCUCAAAUGAAGAACGCCACGUACAUCAAGACGUCAUCGAUGCGCUGUGAGAGGAACCCCUGCAUGUCCGGAGACAAGUCGUGCUCUCAGGCUCCAAACUCCAUCUCCUUCCACUUCCUGUCUGUGGUUUCCAACAUGGCCGCCCCCCGCGUCCUCUUCCGUGUGUCGGCGGCUCGAGUCCUUGGCGACACGCUGCGUUUCGGGUUGGCUGGCGGUCGAGGGCGAGGUCAUUUCAGCGUCCAGCGCUCAGGAAGACAGACAGGGACCCUUUUGUUGGUGACACCCAUCGAGGGUCCGUCAACUCUGGAGGCCGAAGUGGAGAUGAGUGAACUGGAGAGGAACCAGCUGCUGGGGCGAUACCUCACCAAGGUCACGCUGUUCGUCUCUCCGUACACAUUUUAGAGGGAGGAAACAUUCAUUUUGGGGGCGUUCAAGGUUUGUCAGUAUUUACCAUUGUUUGGUGUAAAGUUUUUUAAAAAUAUAUUUAUUUAAAAAGAUCAAAAGACAUAGUGUAAAACAAAU